AGAGGGGCAAGGCAAGGGCAGAUCCUAUGAAGAAACAGUGAGGGGAGGCGUAAAAAAGUUCUGCUCUGCUCAGGGCACAUACCAGCAUAUGAAAUAGAGUUACAGCAGAGUUUCAACGCAGCACUUCAUGAGAGCAGUGGAUCUUAUUCGACUUUACCUGCGCUUCACCUGCAGCUGAUCUGCUCUGCAACCUGGAAGACCCGCACUGACAGGCUUUUUUGUCUCUCUUCAGUGUCUAAACCUCAACUUGUCAAACCCACACAGCAGGUGUCAACAUGCUGGACCAGGUUCUGUCGUUCAGCCGCUCCCUGGUGCGCAGGAAAGUGGUCGACAUGAGCAACCUGGAGGACUCCAAGCUGUGCCGCUGCCUAGGAACUGUCGACCUCAUCGCCCUGGGAGUUGGCAGCACUUUGGGCGCCGGUGUCUACGUCCUGGCUGGAGAGGUGGCCAAAGGUGACUCCGGCCCCAGCAUAGUGAUCUCCUUCCUAAUCGCUGCCUUAGCCUCCGUCAUGGCCGGCCUGUGUUACGCUGAAUUUGGUGCUCGCGUCCCCAAAACUGGCUCUGCUUACCUUUAUAGCUAUGUGACUGUUGGAGAGAUCUGGGCCUUCAUCACUGGGUGGAACCUCAUCCUCUCCUAUGUAAUUGGUACCUCCUCAGUAGCCAGGGCUUGGAGUGGCACAUUUGAUGAAAUGAUAGGAGGCCACAUCGAGGUUUUCUGUAAGACGUACUUCAGCAUGAACUCUCCGGGUCUGGCGCAGUACCCAGACUUCUUUGCCGUCUGCCUGAUACUGUUGCUUUCUGGACUCCUGUCGUUCGGGGUGAAGGAGUCCGCCUGGGUCAACAAAGUCUUCACUUCAGUCAACGUGCUCGUACUGUUGUUCGUCAUCAUUUCUGGUUUCGUCAAAGGAGACUCGGAGAACUGGAAGAUUUCUGAAGAAAGCCUAAUAAAUGUCACCAUAGUUAAAAGGAACUUGUCAGUGACGGCCAAUGUGACCAGUGAUUAUGGAGUUGGAGGAUUUAUGCCUUUUGGCUUCAGUGGGACCUUAGCCGGAGCUGCCACUUGCUUUUAUGCUUUUGUUGGAUUUGACUGCAUUGCAACCACUGGCGAGGAAGUGAGGAACCCUCAGAGAGCCAUUCCCAUCGGCAUCGUGGUGUCGCUGACCGUGUGCUUCCUGGCGUACUUCGGUGUGUCAGCUGCGCUCACACUGAUGAUGCCUUACUACCUGCUGGACGAGAAGAGCCCUCUGCCUAUGGCCUUUGAGUAUGUGGGCUGGGGCCCUGCCAAAUAUGUUGUUGCUGCAGGUUCACUGUGUGCCCUCUCCACCAGUCUGCUGGGCUCCAUUUUCCCCAUGCCUCGUGUUAUCUAUGCUAUGGCACAGGAUGGGGUGCUUUUCAAAGUCUUAGCCCGAAUCAAUCCUAAGACGAAGACCCCACUUAUUGCCACUAUGACCUCCGGUGUAGUAGCAGCCAUCAUGGCGUUCCUGUUUGACCUGAAGGCUCUGGUUGACAUGAUGUCCAUUGGAACUCUGCUGGCUUACUCCCUGGUGGCUGUGUGUGUACUGAUUCUAAGAUACCAGCCUGAUGGAGCCAUGGGGCGACGGGCAGGCCCUGGUGAGAAGGACUACCUGUCCUCUGAGGAGGGCGAGUCUGACCUCACAGAGUCCGAGUCUCACCUUAACAUGCUGAAGGGGGGCAGCUCCACCCUGCAGGCUGUCCUUCGUCCUCCUGCCUCUCCCUCUGAGCAUUCCUCCAGUGUGGUCAACAUGUCCGUCUGUGUGCUCGUGCUGGUAGUGUGCGUGAUGAGCUAUCUCACCACGUACCACAUCUACAACAUCCUCGAUUUGGAGAUAUGGAUCCUGGCCUCGCUUUUGUUGUGCCUCCUCAUCUUCAGCUGCUGCGUCUUCAUGGUCUGCAGACAGCCUCAGACCAGCAAGAAGGUCUCCUUCAUGGUUCCCCUUCUGCCUUUUCUGCCAAUUGUGAGCGUAUUUGUCAAUAUUUACCUCAUGGUGCAGCUUAGUGGAGAUACUUGGAUACGUUUCUCUGUGUGGAUGGCUGUGGGCUUCCUGAUCUACUUUGGCUACGGAAUGUGGCACAGUGUGGAGCGCCAGCGCAAACUCCAGGGUCCUUCAAACAGCAACAACCAGGAACAUAAGAAAGCUGGCGGGGAGAAGCAGGCAGCAGGAGGAAGAGACCAGGAGAGUUUCAUCUGCCCAGAAAAGACUAGCCAGUUUUAGAAGUAAAAGACUCUGUGAGGCGACAGAUGCAUAAAAGCACACCGCAGCUCUGCCUUGAUGCACCUGUUUAUACAGCUUCACCAUGUGCCUCGGUCAUAAGCACAUUCAGCCUGCGAGGGCAGCAUCAGUACUCUGUAUCAGGGGCAGCAUGAUAUGGAGCUGCUCUAUCACUGAGAUGGAAACACAUCCUGUAGGUCACAAUGCGCUUUAUGGAAAGAAUGGAGGCAGAAAUAAGGACAGGUAACACACUGGAGAGUGAUGUUCAUUUACUUUAACAGUGAAUCAGUCAAUUUAAGACUGCAGCAACACUUUCUCUUUCUUCAUGGACUUUUUAGUGCAUGAUACACUUUUUGACUUUUCUGUUAAUCUUUGUAUUUGUAUGGACGGAAGCCCAAAGAGGCAAUUGAGAAAAGAAAAUUCUGGUGAUUAAUUUUCAAAGAUCAAUCUAAAUGGUUUUCUCUGGAAAAAGGAGGAACAAAAGUUUCAUUCUCAUCCCGAAAAAUAAAAAUAAGUCAAUAAUAGGUGGGGGGAAAUAAUAUUGAAAUGGCUUUGGGUGUUUUAUGUUUGUUUGUUGUUGUAAUACUUACUUUGGCCACUGGAGGCUGAAGACGCUCACCUUUUUUUUACAUAAAAAAACGUUUUCUUUCACACACUGAAAAUAAUGAAGUAUUAUUGAAAGAUAUUCCGAGCUAAACCUUUUUUCCACCAACUUCUUAAGUCGUAAACAAAGAUCAACACCAACUUAGGUUGGACUUGGCAAAUUAACCACCAAAUGUUUUAUUUCUUUUGUUGUCUCAAUGGCAUCUUAGGGCUUCCGUAUAGUCAGGUUUGUACAUGUGGGUUUUUUAAAUGUGAAAUCUUGGAAAUGUGUGUUAUCCUUUUAUUGUACCAUUGUUUUAUUAUUAGAUUUUGAUACACCAAUUAUGUACUACUAUUAAAAGUAACGUUAGUUUGUGGUAUAAACACUUAUUGUUCUUUGAUAAAAGUGUAGGACGGGGAGAAAUUAGCAACGUUAGCUUAAAUGCCCAUCAUAAUAAGGUUAACAUAUAUUUUAGAGCUGUUUUGUGUUAAUUGUUCAAUGUUAAUUGUUUUAUAUGCAUAGAUUUGAAAUUAUGAUAUGUAUAAAAAGAUAAUCAUUUAGACCAGGGGUGUCCAAACUUUUUGCACCGAUGGCCACAUACAGAAAAAUAUAUACGGAGAGCUGGGCCACUUAUAGAGGUGAAUAUUGCCUCAUAAGUGAAGUUAUAAGUUAGCAAAACAAAUCAAAUGUAGGUGAAUAAUGCGCGAUACUUUCAAGUGGUUUAAGGAAAAAACAGCCUACAUCCCAUCUCUCUUUAAGGUUUCAUUAAUUUUGUUGGCAGCUCAUUCCUUAAAACAGAAGCCUCAGAUUGCUGAUAAUAAGAGUAAAUAUGAAGGUUCAAUUUCAAGCUUGUUACAGAAAUACGUUAUUGGGCUUUUAUCAACUAAGAUUUGUUAGAAAAUGUUUUAAAUUCUAAAUGACUGAAUUUAUUUGAACAUUGGGAUCAUUAAUAUAUUUGAACAUAUAAGCAAUCAAAAGUUAUACUUUUAGAAUUUGCUGAGGGCCGAUUCAAAAUGGCGUGCGGGCCGCAUUUGGCCCCCGGGCCGUAGUUUGGACACCCCUGAUUUAGACCAAUGUACAAUAUGUUCAUUGUUUUUAGGCACUUAACAUGUUUUGACAUGGAAGUACGCAAAGUGCUUCUGUAGGUGUUAUGUAACAGAUCAUAUCAAUCUUUGCUGUAGGGUUAUUGAGGUGAGUGUGGCUUUAUUCAGCACAGGGUCUCUUUUUUAUAUUUGCUUGGGUGUGUUUUUAUCUAUGAACUGUUACAUCUGAAUAUGAAAACUGUUGUUUGAUACAGAACUCUACCGGAAAAGUAGUUUUACUCGUAUUGUUUUUCUCACUUUCGGAAUAUGACACUGUAUGAUAUUUUGUGCUAUUUUGAUACAGACAUGCUGGCAUAUUAACCUUCAUCUUAGACUAAAUUAGACUUUGAAACAAUGUAUUACAAGUUCAAAUAUUACUGUAUAUAUAUAAUAAGGUCUCCCUUGACACAUAAUUUAGCAAACAAAAGCCUGGAGUGUGUUCUGCUUUUUAGACAUUUUGUGCUGAACUGAAUCAAGUUCCACAUUCUUCAUGCUUCCCUCUGGAGCCGCCGUUUUUUUCUUUUUCUAUUAACUGUAAGUCUUAUUGAGCACCAGUGUUUUACACUAGGCCUACAAUCUUUCAUGAGGUCAAACACUGAGGAUGCUGGUGAUUGGUUGAAAUGUGCAGUGGUUUAAAUGAAUGUGGAACAAAUUCAGAAGCUAGUCUCAGCAGGGGUAAUAUGACUGUACUGAACCUACACAUUAACAGUGAGGUUAAAGUAAAUAGAAGCUAUGGUGCCAAGAUGUAGUAUCACUGCACACAGUACAAUAAAGGUAUUUUCCAGUAGUA
Messenger RNA from Eleginops maclovinus (Patagonian blennie), 4686 nucleotides. RefSeq names its product solute carrier family 7 member 2 (gene slc7a2). NCBI's taxonomy places the organism in Eukaryota, Metazoa, Chordata, Actinopteri, Perciformes, Eleginopidae. The transcript is spliced from 12 exons. Gene Ontology annotation, biological process: L-ornithine transmembrane transport; L-arginine import across plasma membrane. Gene Ontology annotation, molecular function: L-lysine transmembrane transporter activity; L-arginine transmembrane transporter activity; L-ornithine transmembrane transporter activity. The record is from RefSeq and is a predicted model, not a curated record. Gene Ontology annotation, cellular component: plasma membrane. The coding region runs from base 276 to 2234 and encodes 652 amino acids.